AUGACUGAAGGAAGGGAUAUUUUACAAAGUCGAUAUUACACGAUUCCUAGAUUUUAUAUGACCUUAGCAGGAUUAUGGCCAUAUCAUUCGAUUGGUAAUAGAUAUCUGCAUUUUGUGCCGACAUUUACAAUCUGUUUUGUUAUUUUCAUACCCCAGCUACUAUAUGUGCACAUUGCCAUGACGGAUAUCGAUGAUCUCUUCGAAUGUGUUCCAACAAUGUUGAUCACGAUAAUAUUUAGUUUUAAAUUAGCGAGCUUGAUGGCAAACAGUAAGAAAGUAAAAAUAUGUCUCAAGACAAUAGAAGACGAUUGGUUGUCAUUAAGUACGGAUGACGAGAAGGCUAUUCUGCAACAACAGGCUGCAUACGGUCGAUGUCUGACGAUAUUUUAUGCAAUGUUUAUGCAGCUGACAGGAUUUCUCUACAUACUCAAGUCGAUCGUAUUGAUACUGAUAGAUGAUACCUCAAACUCGACCAAACUAGCGGUAACGAAAAAAUUACCAUUUCGCGUGGAAUACGGUCACAAGAUAGAUCAAUAUUUCUAUCUGAUAUUGGUCCAUAAUUAUUUAACCGUAUUCUCUCACGUGACCGCUACAGUCGCGACUGAUACCCUGUAUUUUACCUUGAUCCAGCAUGCAUGCGGGAUGUUUUCGGUUGUCGGACAUUCGUUGGAACGCAUUGGCAAAAAUAGCAGUGACAAUUUUGAUCUAAAGCCCAAUAAGAUCAAGGACAUUAAUUAUAGCAAGGUUCUGAGCUGUUUGCGCAAGCAUCUGCACGUCAUAGAAUUUGCGGAAUUGAUCGAGUCUACAUUUGUGAAUAUAUUUUUGGUCAGCGUUAGUUUAAAUAUGAUUGGGGGCAGUAUAUGCGGUAUACAGGUAUUGAUAAAUUUAAAUGAUGCAAAAGAUAUAAUAGCACCUCUCGCGAUUUAUAUCGCUCAACUCAUUCAUCUGUUUCUACAAUUUUGGCAGGCUCAAUUUUUACUCGAUUACAGUGUUCUUCCGUAUGAAUCAAUUUGUAAGGCGAAUUGGUAUUACACCUCGAACAGAUGUAGAAAACUCCUACUUUUGAUCAUGAGCAGAACGGUAGUACCAUGCAGAAUAACUGCUGGCAAAGUGGUGACUUUAUCCAUCGAAAGCUUUAGCGUAGUUCUGAAAACAUCGAUGUCAUAUUUCACGAUGCUGCGUUCCUUCCAUUAACAAUUGAAAUGCGGGGAAGAAUCUGCUGAAAAAAUUUCAAUUAAGAGUCACAUUUAUUCACAUGCGAUGCAUAUUAUAAUAAUUUUACACACGCGGCGAUAGAUUUAGAUUGUUUUAAUUGUCUAAACGUGUAUCGAAAAUAUAGGAUGAAAAAAGUUUUAGGCCAACUAAAAAUUUUCUACCUUUUACUGUAAUCGAAAAAUGUUAUCGUCGCAUCUAUCGGGACGGUUAAUUUUUUUCAUUCUAAAGAAAUUUUCAUUGCUUUGCCAUUUGAAAAUUCAAUUUGUUCAACACGAACAAUAUUUCUGUAAAUUCUGACUGUAAAUAGCGAGAAAGAAUUAGUUACUUGGCAAAGCCACGAUCAAAAGAUUGAAAUGGCAAGGA
Cataglyphis hispanica is the source of this 1578-nucleotide messenger RNA. Its product is annotated as odorant receptor 13a-like. Bases 1 to 1194 code for a protein of 397 amino acids. Lineage: Eukaryota; Metazoa; Arthropoda; Insecta; Hymenoptera; Formicidae. Gene Ontology annotation, molecular function: odorant binding; olfactory receptor activity. The transcript has 9 exons. Gene Ontology annotation, cellular component: plasma membrane. The record is from RefSeq and is a predicted model, not a curated record. Gene Ontology annotation, biological process: detection of chemical stimulus involved in sensory perception of smell; sensory perception of smell.